Messenger RNA from Phytophthora sojae, 309 nucleotides. RefSeq lists its product as hypothetical. NCBI's taxonomy places the organism in Eukaryota, Oomycota, Peronosporomycetes, Peronosporales, Peronosporaceae. The record is from RefSeq and is a predicted model, not a curated record. The transcript has a single exon. The coding region runs from base 1 to 309 and encodes 102 amino acids.
AUGGCUCUGGCGGGCGUUGAUGCCGUGCCAGAGUCCAAGUGGUUUAGGUCGACGGCUACCGAGAAGCGCCGCGAAGCUGUACUGAAUUUGUCUGACAACAUCAAUACUAAUCCACCUAUUUACCGGCUUGCCUACGAGCGUUUGGUGGAUUUCGCGUCGCGCCUGCACCAUGCGUGGGCUGUCGACAAGAAGUGGACUAUCGUCGAAGUCCAGGAAGGCUGCCCGCCCGAGGAGCUGCACCGCGAUUUCCAGCCCUCCGAGACCACGGCAGCCAUCAAGAGACACGAGUGGGUACAGUCGUCGGUGUAA